AUGGUUGGCGAAGUGAGUACGAUCAUACAAUCGAUGUUAACAUUAUGUACUGAUUCAUUAGAAAAAAUGGGUGUUACACGAAUUCCCCAACCGAGUGUUCACUUCAUUUUAAAUCAAAAAGCAGAUUUAAAUAUUGAAAAUAAUCAAGCAGCUAUUGAUCGAAUUAUUUCCGAUUUGAAAAAAUUUGGUUUAGGUCAAUCAAUUGUUAUUCGAAAAGAAACAUUUCAUACACUUCCAUCUGCAUUUAAGAAAGAAUUUACCUAA
This is a messenger RNA of Didymodactylos carnosus, 264 nucleotides long. The record is from the annotation of a GenBank genome assembly. NCBI's taxonomy places the organism in Eukaryota, Metazoa, Rotifera, Eurotatoria, Philodinida, Philodinidae.